AUGGGGAACAGGAAACUGUGUGCGUCGUCGUAUAUAUGCACGGCUGAUUCAAGUGCAUUCGAAACCAGAUGGAACCUGCUUGUUACACUUGUUGAGAAGAACGCUGAGAGAUAUCGGAACGUUAAGGUUUAUUCCGAGAACGUUAGCCCUAAGAGCAGUGCAGAGACAAACCGCAGCCUCAAGAUCAGCCAAACCUUGGACUAA
Thlaspi arvense is the source of this 204-nucleotide messenger RNA. The record is from the annotation of a GenBank genome assembly. Lineage: Eukaryota; Viridiplantae; Streptophyta; Magnoliopsida; Brassicales; Brassicaceae.